AUGCUGGAUGAUAACCGCAAGAUUGGUACUUUACUCCUGGGUCUGGGCUUUGCGUUCCUACUGCUGGGCGUGCUCAUGAUCUUUGAUGCUGCAAUGCUGGCGCUUGGCGAUGUGUUGUUCUUAAGUGGCGUGGCGCUUACCAUUGGCCUUACACGGACAGUGCGCUUUUUUACACGCAAGGAGCGGUGGCGUGGCAUCGUGUGCUUUUUGGGCGGUAUCCUAUUGGUCAUGCUACGUUACCCCGUGAUCGGCAUGAUCAUCCAGAGCUUCGGCUUUUUGAAUCUGUUUGGAUCGUUCUUUCCUGUGGCUGUGGCGUUCUUGCGUCAGACGCCUGUAAUCGGGACUGUGCUGAAUUUCCCAGUGGUCAGCGAGAUUGUCAACCGACUAGCAGGAGUGCAAAAGCGCGGCUACCAGGUGUGA
Peronospora farinosa is the source of this 420-nucleotide messenger RNA. The record is from the annotation of a GenBank genome assembly. NCBI's taxonomy places the organism in Eukaryota, Oomycota, Peronosporomycetes, Peronosporales, Peronosporaceae.